Melanotaenia boesemani (Boeseman's rainbowfish) is the source of this 492-nucleotide messenger RNA. Its product is annotated as transcription factor 7-like 1. The coding region runs from base 1 to 492 and encodes 163 amino acids. Gene Ontology annotation, biological process: regulation of transcription by RNA polymerase II; canonical Wnt signaling pathway. Gene Ontology annotation, molecular function: RNA polymerase II cis-regulatory region sequence-specific DNA binding; DNA-binding transcription factor activity, RNA polymerase II-specific. Gene Ontology annotation, cellular component: beta-catenin-TCF complex. The record is from RefSeq and is a predicted model, not a curated record. Lineage: Eukaryota; Metazoa; Chordata; Actinopteri; Atheriniformes; Melanotaeniidae. The transcript is spliced from 7 exons.
AUGCAGGUGAACUCUCUGCCAGUUCUCUGGCUCGUUGAUGGGCAGCUAGUGGUCCCUCCUGGAUACCUGAUGCCGGUGCGCGACCCCCGCCACGCUGCAACCACCCAGAGCGCCUGCUGCUCACAGAAGAGGAAGCGAGAUGACCACAGCGAGCCGCCAUACGUUAAGAAGCCACCCAACGCCUUCAUGCUCUUUCUGAAGGAGCAGAGGGUGAGUGUGGUGGCUGAACUUCGCCACACCGGGAGCGCGGCGGUGAACACCAUCUUGGGGGAGAGAUGGAAGUCCUUGUCCACCGAGCAGCAGGCCAAGUACUACCAGGAGGCCGACGCAGCGAGGCGCCGCCAUGAGCAGCAGCACCCCCAGUGGUCCAGCAGGGACAACUACGGCCAGAAGAGGAAGAGGAGGCGUCAGGGGAGCACAGCUCCCAGCAGCUCUGGAGCUUCCUCUUCUCAGCCUGAGGGAGGGUCUGCAGCACCUGCCUCUGAUGUCUGA